GUUUAUUAAACAUUUCUUUUAUCAUGAAUUAUUUAUAGAAAUUUCAUGUAUUUGAAUAAGGAAUUUCCUUUCUUUUCUUCUAUUUAAUUGUUGUGUAUCGUAAAUAUUAUUUAGUCUCGAUCCUAUUAUCAGUCGAUGCAAUACAAAAAUUUGUUAACAUAAUCAGAUGUCUGACUGAUCAUUUUAAAUACUUGUGUACUCCAAUUAUAUUCAUUAUCUUCUCAUUGAGUCGACUUCAAAACCUACUACUCAAAAUGGCUGCUUGCUGUGUUACUGAGGAGGAAGGUGGAAUAUUUGAUAAGCAAAUUGUUAUAAUUGGUGCUGGAAUUUCUGGUAUUGCCUGCGGAUACCAUUUGAAAGAAUUGGGUUUUCAGAAUGUUCAAAUCUUGGAAGCUAGAUGCAGAGUUGGAGGACGAAUUUUUGGUAUCGAUGUCGGAUCUAAAUAUAUUGAAUUGGGGGCACAGUGGAUUCAUGGGGAGAAAGACAACAUUAUUUAUGAAAUUGCUGAAUCUAAUGGACUUGUGAACACAGAAAUAUACAAUUAUUUAGAUGCAAUAAGAAGUUUCAGUAAUUUUUCUAGUGAUGAAAGAAAAGCUCUUAGAAUGUUGUUCGACUUUUUAGAAGAAAAAGUUAACAAUUAUUCUAAUGAUGAUGAGAGCAAAUCUUUUUUAGAUAUUGUUGAGGGACAAUUUCAAAAUUUUUUAUCACAGUAUAGCCCUUGUCACAGUAUAGUCCUCGAUCGCUUAAAUAAAGGUUUUGAAUGGUAUUGCAAAUUUUUGACUGAAGUGAAUGGAUGCCACGAUUUGGCAACUUUAUCACUGCAACUCUUAAAUAUGUUCAAAGAAUGCGAAGGCAAUCAGACUGUUGAGGUAAAAGAUGGCAUUUCUUCUCUUUUAAGUGUAUUUUUAGAAGCAAUACCUCCGAACUGGAUUUUAAAAAAUAAAAUUGUGACCAAGGUUGAUUGGUCAGAUUUCACAGAACCAAGCAAUGAAUGCAAAAUUUCUGUUUCUAAUAGUAGAAAAAAUAGAAAUAUCAAAGUAAUUUGCAACGAUGAAGAAACAUUUUUAGCUGAUCAUGUUGUUAUAACAAUAUCAUUAGGGUGUCUAAAAACAUUAAGUCAAUCCUUAUUUGUUCCUAAUUUGAGCGAAACUAAGAAAAAAGCAAUACGUUGUCUUGGAUUUGGUACAAUUAAUAAAGUUUAUUUAGAAUUCAAAGAAGUAUUUUGGGAAGCUAAUGCUGUGUACAACAUUCUUUGGGAAAAAGAAUUUGACGGACUUCUUGAACAAAACUCCGACAAGCCCAAUAUUCAUUGGCUAAAAUUCGUCGAUCGCAUUGCAUAUACACCAAACCAUCCUAAUUUAUUGUGUGUGUGGGUGACUGGUGAUGGAGCUGUUCAAAUGGAAUUAUUAGAUGAGCUGGAAGUUCGUGACAAUUGUAUGAAACUUCUUCAACUUCUUUUGAAGAAAAAGCUACCAAAACCAACUAAAAUAUUGAGAUCAACAUGGAUGUCGAACACUUUUUUCCAGGGAUCUUAUUCUUAUUUAUCUGUAGACUGUGAGAAAGAAAAUAUAUUUCCUCAUAACUUAGCGGAACCUGAAUAUGCAAGUUCACCAUGUUCCAAGCAUCCUGUAUUAUUGUUUGCUGGAGAAGCAACUCAUGAUCAUUUUUUUUCAACUGUACAUGGAGCAUACGAAACUGGAGUGCGGGAAGCAGAAAGAAUAUUUCAUCAUUAUAGGUCUACAAAAAUUAUUGAUUCAUGGAAUUUGAUACCGAAACACAUGAAUAACAUGUCUCUAAAUAAAGGAAAUUUACACAUCGUCAUUGUGGGAGCUGGCCUUGCUGGUUUGGCAUGUGCACUGGAACUGUCUAAGAAUAAUUUUUCCAAAGUAACGAUCUUAGAAGCACAGGAUAGAAUUGGAGGUCGACUGUACAGUACAAAUUUUGGUGAUUCUUUUCUGGAAUUGGGCGCACAGUGGAUUCAUGGCAGUGACAACGCUCUUUUCGAAUUUUUAAAAAGCCACGAACUCUUACCCGAAGAAUUAGAAGAAACAUCCUUUGAAGGAGAAGGCAAAUUCUGUACUUCCAACGGGAAAAUUAUCCCUAUAUAUAUUGUUGAGGAAGUUAAAAAAAUUAUAAAUAAUGCGAAGACAGAGUUGGAAAAGGGGUGCUAUGAUAAAAAAUCUACUGAAUCAGUAUUUUCUUUCUUCUCAAGAGCUUUCAAAUCCCAUGUGAUGAAAUGCAAUAAUGAUCCAGAUAUUGCUCUGAAAAAAGCAUUGUUUAAUUGGUGCGUUAAAUUUGAAUCCAUUGACAAUGCAUGUGAUUAUUUAAAUGAUAUUGCCGUGCAGAGUUUCACUGAAUGGGAUGAGUGUCCUGAAGAAUUAUACCAUAUAGAAUUUUCUAAAGGAUCCCGUUCUUUAUUGGAUACAUUAGCAUCUCUGUUACCAAGAGAUAUAUUACAUUUGAAGAAACCUGUCAAAACUAUCAACUGGUGCAAGAAUUUAAAUGCUGACUUUUCUAGUCAAUUAUUUAGUGAAAAUCGCUCCGAAGGCACCUUUCCAGUUGUUCUCGAAUGUGAAAAUGGUGAGAAAUUUUAUGCCGAUAGUGUGAUUGUUACUGCGUCUGUUGGAUUUUUGAAAGAAAAUAUGGAUACAUUUUUCUCUCCAUCCCUGCCGAAAAAUAAACGGGAAGCUCUUCAACAUGUUGCAUUUGGAACUGUAAAUAAAAUUUUUUUAAUUUAUGAUGAACCGUUCUGGCAUGCUGAUGACUUGGGCUUCCAGCUUGUUUGGGAGAGUGAAGUUACUGGGAAAUGUGAAGCACUGUCGCUUGAGAAUCCUUGGAUAUAUGAUAUAACUGGAUUUGAUGUUCUACCAAAAUCCUCCAAUAUCUUGCUGGGGUGGAUAGGUGGUGAAGGAGCUAGAUUAAUGGAAACUGUCGAUGAAGAAACCGUUGGCAAAGUUUGUUCUGAUCUUCUGCGAAUUUUCCUUAAACGUCCAGACAUUCCUAACCCCAGUAGAACUAUAAGGUCAUGUUGGCAUAGCAAUCCUUACAUACGAGGCUCAUAUAGCAGUCGGACCCUGAAAUAUUACCAGAAAGACUCUAGUUUACAUGACCUUCAGCAUUCCUUAUAUUCUAAUUGUUCUUCAAAAGAUCAAUGGCCUGUCGUGUUAUUUGCUGGCGAGGCAUUAGAUGAAACUUCUUUUUCUUCAGCUCAUGGUGCUUUUCGAAGUGGCUUGAAAGUAGCUGAACAGUUGAUAAAACUAUCUUCAGAAAUCAAGGUUAAUAAAGAAAACCCCUAUUCUGAAAAUUAUGUGCACACUUAGGUACAGUAUUGAUAAGGAUUUUCUAAUAUACGAAGUUCAGAUCUGAAGUGAAUAUUUAAAGGACUCUCCUGCCAAUGAGUUUAACUACCUUAAAUCAAAAUAUUACUUGUUUCCUAUUGAAUACCACCGGGUUUUUGCGUUGUAGAGUUUAAUUGUCCUUAGUCUUAUUAAAAUUUACUUGUUAUA
Molecule: messenger RNA, 3506 nt
Organism: Argiope bruennichi
Lineage: Eukaryota; Metazoa; Arthropoda; Arachnida; Araneae; Araneidae
Product: spermine oxidase-like
Exons: 12
Coding region: 255-3320 (1021 amino acids)
Molecular function (GO): polyamine oxidase activity
Source: RefSeq, a predicted model, not a curated record